Messenger RNA from Thermothielavioides terrestris NRRL 8126, 1867 nucleotides. RefSeq lists its product as uncharacterized. Lineage: Eukaryota; Fungi; Ascomycota; Sordariomycetes; Sordariales; Chaetomiaceae. The transcript has 2 exons. Gene Ontology annotation, molecular function: transmembrane transporter activity. Gene Ontology annotation, biological process: transmembrane transport. The record is from RefSeq and is a predicted model, not a curated record. The coding region runs from base 86 to 1642 and encodes 518 amino acids.
CACUUAUAUAGGCCUUCUUCACCUUCGCACCAUCCCGCCAUGAAUCCGGAAGAGUCGCACGGUGGUGGCCGACUCUGCAUCCAGGAUGGCCGCCGUAACGAGCCACUCGCGCAUCUCGACGGACAUUGCGCUCUCUCGCGUGCCGUCCCACCGGCAUACCCACGAUGACAUCUCCAUCGCUCUGCCCGCCAAAGCAGGCCGAAUCUGCCAUGACCCGUCCCUCCCGUCUCCCUCGCCAGACACCCCUUCCUCCCAACAAACCGCACCCCGAGAGCCCAUCAACGUCGCCUCCGUCGAGGAUGUCCCUCCGGACGGCGGCUACGGCUGGGUGUGCACCUUCUGCGUCUUCAUGAUCAACGCCAACACCUGGGGCGUCAACUCGUCCUGGGGCAUCUUCCUCGACCGCUACACGACGUUGGACACCUUCCGCGCCGCCACCAAGUUCGAGUACGCCAUGAUCGGCGGCCUGUCCAUCUCCCAGGCGCUGCUGAUCUCGCCCCUGGCGGCGACCUUGCAGAAGCGCAUCGGCACGCGCCUCACCAUGCUGCUCGGUACAGCGGUGGUGUUCGCCGGCCUGUUUUCCUCGUCGGUGGCGACGCGCAUCUGGCAUCUCUUCCUGUCCUUUGCCUUCUGCUUUGGCUGGGGCAUGGGGCUUAUUUACAUACCUGCCAUGUCCCUCCUUCCGCCCUGGUUCUCCUCCCACCGCAGCCUGGCCGUCGGCUUCGCCACGUCGGGCGCCGGCCUCGGCGGGCUUGCCUACAGCCUCAUCGCAGGCCGUCUGAUCGAAGUCUCGGGCAUAGCCUGGACCUGGCGCAUCCUCAGCUUCACCUCGCUUGCCGCCAACGCAGUCUGCGUCCUGCUGCUCCGCGAGCGCCCGCCCUCCGCCUCCGCCACCUCCUCCUCUUCACGAGUCAGCCGCUACUCGUUCAGCCUCCGCGACUUCCUCCGCGUCCAGAUCUUCCUCAUCCUCUGCUGGGGCUUUCUGACCGAGUUCGGCUACGUAGCACUGUGGUACAGCCUGCCGAGCUACGCGACCUCGGUCGGGCUGGGCCCAGCGCAGGGAUCCGUCGUGCAGGCGCUGCUGAGCCUGGGCCUGGGCGUCGGCCGGCCCGUCGUCGGCUACUACAGCGACCGGGUCGGGCGCAUCAACAUGGCGCUGUGCAUGACGCUGCUGUGCGGUGUGCUGUGCCUGACCCUGUGGAUCCUGGCCCGGAGCUACGCCGGCCUGCUGGUCUUUGCGGCCACCGCCGGCGUCGUGUCGGGCACCUUCUGGAGCACCGUCAACCCGAUCCUGGCGGAGGUGGUCGGCAUUGCCGAGGCGGGCAGCACGUUCGGGGCCAUCUGCUUCGCGCUGGUGCUGCCGACCACGUUUGGGGAGGCCAUCACGCUGCAGCUGGUUAAGGGGGAGGGGACUCAUCAGUUCCUGCCGUCGCAGAUAUUUGUCGGGUUCAUGUUCCUUGCUGGUGCCGUAUUUCUGUGGUUCCUGAGGAGCUGGAAGAUAUCGGAGAUUGAGAGGAAGGCCGAGGAUGAGCGGAGGUCGGUCUGGACCGACAUGGAGGCUGCAGGGACGGCAGCCAUGAGAGGCGUGAGGAGCUCCUUCUGGUUGACCCCAAAGAGGUUGUUUAUGCUGAGACGGGUUUGACCGAGGAUGGGGCAGCCCCCUGUGCGUAUAAAGCAUUGCAGGCUCCGCAUCAACGUGUCCUACAUGGCGACGCUGAGCUAAGUCAGUCACUCUCGGACCUACGUAGACAUUCCUCGGAGAAGGGAUCAGAAUUUGAGCUAGGUGCUUAGUAUGAAGCUUCCCCCCUCUGUCCUCCGAACUAGGCUGCUCCCGCCGUACACCAGGAAAGUUUCCACUCAUCUUGCC